AUGAUCUCAGGCGACGAAUACAGCCCAGCGGAAUACAAGCGAGUCCUUCGCAAGAUCGACCGCUUCCUCCUCCCCCUGAUGUGGUGUUGUUACGGCGUGCAACAGACAGAUAAAACGUCACUUGGCGUGCAGGCCAUCUUUGGUCUGCCCAAAGAUACAGGUUUGGUCGGACAGCAGUACAGUUGGCUCACGACGAUCUUCUAUCUGACGUAUAUGGUCGGCGAGUUUCCGUCGAACUUCUUGUUGCAGAAGUGGUCCCUGGGGAAGACGUUGAGUAUCUACAUGAUUUGCUGGGGUGUCUGCGUUACAUGCAUCGGAGCAGCACAGAAUUGGACCCAUCUCAUGGUCCUCCGUGGUCUUCAAGGCUUCUUCGAAUGCACCAUCAGUCCAGGCUUCGUGCUGGUCAUCGGAAGCUGGUACAGAACAGAAGAGCACAGUUCUCGCUCGCUGUUCUUCCAGUCGGCGAACGCUGGCUUCGGGAUCAUUGGCAACCUGAGCAUGUACGGCAUAGGAAGCCACACGAAGAAGCAUGGUGGUCUGGCGGCAUGGAGGUCCAUCUCGUUCUUCUUGGGCGCUGUCACUGUCGUGCUGGCGCUCAUAUGCUUCAUUCUGCUGGGCAGCCCGAAGGAGGUACGGUGGUUGAACGCCGAGGAGAGGAAGGUUGCCCAAUCUCGCGUUGUCUCGAACAAAGCUGGAAGAGAUGUGACCGGUAUCAAGUGGAGCUGGCCGCAGGUCGCAGAGGCUUUCAAAGAUCCUCAACUAUGGUUCUGCUUGGUCAAUGCCUUCCUGAGUUCCGUACCGAACGGCGGCCUGACGACGUUCAGUGCGAUCAUCAUGAAAAGCUUCGGCUUCACCGAGCUUCAGGUCCUUCUGCUCGACAUUCCGCGUUCAACGAUUUCCGUCUUAAUAUUUGUCGCUGUCGGCUUCUACACUCGAAGGGUACCCAAUCGGCGCAUGUAUGUUAUGGCCGCUUCGUGUGUCCCAGCUUUCGUCGGUCUGCUCGCCAUGUCGCUACUUCCCAACACCCCUGAAUACCAAUGGACGAAGUAUGCAAUGUAUGUCAUCACGGUACCUUACGUCCUUGGCUUGUUCCUGGCCUGGACAUUGAUUCCCUCUAAUGUCGCCGGACGAACGAAGAAGACAAUCAUCAGUUCCGCCACAUUCAUUGGCUAUUGCGUUGGCAACAUGUCCGGCUCCCAAAUCUUCAAGAGCAAAGACGCUCCACGCUACGUACCAGGCACCAUCGGGGCUUGUGCUUGCUUCGGGAUUCAAUUCGUCCUGGUCAUCGCAUGGCGAUUGUACUAUGUCUGGCAGAACAAGAGACGCGACCGUGCGGCGGCUGCGAGUGGCAUCAGCAAAGAGGAACAGGAGAGGUUGGGGCAGGAGAUGGGCGAGAGGAAUAUGACAGAUCUGGAGAACGUGCAUUUCAGGUAUAGCAUGUAG
Messenger RNA from Zymoseptoria tritici IPO323, 1443 nucleotides. RefSeq lists its product as uncharacterized. Gene Ontology annotation, biological process: transmembrane transport. Gene Ontology annotation, molecular function: transmembrane transporter activity. NCBI's taxonomy places the organism in Eukaryota, Fungi, Ascomycota, Dothideomycetes, Mycosphaerellales, Mycosphaerellaceae. Gene Ontology annotation, cellular component: membrane. The record is from RefSeq and is a predicted model, not a curated record. Bases 1 to 1443 code for a protein of 480 amino acids. The transcript has 10 exons.